AUGUGGAGGCUGGUGGCGAUGAUCUGCUUGAAGGCUUUAGGGGAAAAAAGUCAUUUAGGGAUCAAAUAUUGGGCCAACCACAUUUCAAGUAGGGAUCGAGCACAUUUCAAAAGCUCUCGUAGCAACGCUGCCGGAAAAAGCUCUAGCAACACUGCCGGAAAGCCUAUCAGGUGCCGAGCUGCGAUUGCUAGGAAACCACGGGAACCGCUGGUGAUAGAGGAAGUGAUAGUGGCUGCACCAAAAUCUCGCGAAGUUCGAAUCAAAAUCAUAUGCACAUCGCUUUGCCAUAGUGAUAUUAACUACUGGAAAUUGGAGCGUCCUCCUGCAAUUUUCCCCAGAAUACUCGGUCAUGAAGCAAUUGGGGUUGUAGGGAGUAUCGGUGAAGGUGUACAUGAAGUUGUUGAAGGAGACACUGUGAUCCCAAUGUUUCUCCCAGAUUGUGGUGAAUGUGCAGAUUGUUUGUCCAAAAAAAGCAACCUGUGUUCAAAAUAUCCUGUCCAUUGUACUCCAUGGGUGGGUAGAGAUGAAUCAAGCAGAUUCACAGACAUGAAUGGAGAAACUUUAUACCAUUUCUUGCAUGUAUCAAGUUUUACUGAGUACACAGUGGUUGAAGUUGCUCGUGUAAUCAAAGUUGAUCCAGCAAUCCCAGCAAACAGAGCCUACCUCUUAAGUUGUGGAGUAUCAACUGGGUUAGGUGCUGCUUGGAAAGCUGCAAAUGUGGAAAUUGGAACAACAGUUGCUAUAUUUGGACUGGGUGCAAUUGGGCUAGCUGUUGCUGAGGGAGCAAGGCUAUGUGGAGCUAAAAGGAUCAUUGGAGUUGAUGUGAACCAAGACAAACUUGAAAUUGGAAAGAAAUUUGGAGUUACUGAUUUUGUGAACCCGCGUAACAUUGGGGACAAAACUGUCAGCCAGGGAUGGGGGAAAACGGUUAUGCUGGGAGUUGACCAACCGGAGGCAAUGUUGACUUUAAGUUCUUUUGAGGUACUUCACAGUGGAAAAUCAAUCAUGGGUUCUCUUUUUGGAGGUCUAAAACCAAAAUCUGAUAUCCCUGUUCUCAUAAAACGCUGCAUGGAUAAGGAACUACAAUUAGAUGCAUUUGUGACACAUGAGGUUGAGUUUGAGGACAUCAACAAGGCUUUUGACUUGCUUCUUCAAGGGAAGAGCUUAAGGUGUGUGAUGUGGAUGAAGAAAUGA
Lactuca virosa is the source of this 1194-nucleotide messenger RNA. The record is from the annotation of a GenBank genome assembly. NCBI's taxonomy places the organism in Eukaryota, Viridiplantae, Streptophyta, Magnoliopsida, Asterales, Asteraceae.